This is a messenger RNA of Dipodomys ordii (Ord's kangaroo rat), 1049 nucleotides long. It is a transcript of the gene Snx22, whose product is annotated as sorting nexin 22. The coding region runs from base 7 to 513 and encodes 168 amino acids. The record is from RefSeq and is a predicted model, not a curated record. Gene Ontology annotation, molecular function: phosphatidylinositol phosphate binding. Lineage: Eukaryota; Metazoa; Chordata; Mammalia; Rodentia; Heteromyidae. The transcript is spliced from 7 exons.
GCGCGGAUGCUGGAAGUUCACAUCCCGUCCGUGGGGCCCGAGGCCGAGGAGCCCGGUCAGAGCCCAGAGAAAGGCCACAUGGUGUUCCGAGUGGAGGUGCUGUGCAGAGGGCGCAGACACACGGUGCCCAGGCGCUACAGCGAGUUCCACGCGCUGCACAAGCGGAUCAAGAAACUGUACAAAGUGCCCGACUUCCCCUCGAAACGCCUGCCCAACUGGAGGAGCAGAGGGCUGGAGCAGCGGCGGCAGGGCUUGGAGGCCUAUAUCCAGGGCAUCCUGUACCUGAACCAGGAUGUCCCUAAGGAGUUACUGGAAUUCCUGAGACUCCGACACUUUCCCCCGGACCCCAAGGCCAGCCGCUGGGGCACCCUGGGGGAAUUCCUGCCUAGUGACAGCAGCUCCCAGCUGCACCACCGGCCAGUCAUCAGCUUCCACGUGGAUCCCUACAUUUACACCCCUUCUCCAGCCCACAGGAUGGAGCCAAGCUGGGAAAAUGCCCUGGACUCAGGCUGACUGAAAACCAAGGUGGCUAGAUGGGCUAAGGGGUAUUUCACCCGUGUUCCACUUCUUGUCCUGAUACUGGAGAGACCAGAUUGCCAAUGUCCUGUGGUGACUCUUUGCUUGAGCGCUGCCUAAAAACUUCUCCCCACUGCCUUUUUUGGGGUCAGUACUGGAGUUUGAACUCAGGGCCUCUUGCUUGCUAGGCAGAUGAUUUACCCCUGAGCCAUGCAUCUAGCCCUUUUGCUGCCCUGGUUAUUUUUGGCGUAGUCAAGCUUCCUAGUCAGGAGGUACCUGGACUGCAACUCAUCUAUUUAGGUUUCUCAUCUAGAUAGGCAAAGCUACACCCGACAUCUUCCCACUGAUUGAGUCUUACCAACUUUCCUGUCCAGGUUGGCUUCAAAUCACAUUCCUCCUUUUCUCAGCCUCCCAAGUAGACAGGCUUAUGGGGGAGAGCCACGGUACCUGCUAAAACCCCUCCCCUUGAGAAUCUUCUGUCUCAAUCACAGGAUUUCAAUAUUGCUGCUAUCCUGAAAACCCCUAAAUUUCUA